Messenger RNA from Porites evermanni, 468 nucleotides. Lineage: Eukaryota; Metazoa; Cnidaria; Anthozoa; Scleractinia; Poritidae. The record is from the annotation of a GenBank genome assembly.
AUGUUACAUCCUAAAGCAGAUGUGGAAAGGCUGUACAUCCCAAGAAAAGAUGGAGGUAGAGGCCUGAUUGUUGUAGAAACAACAUUCAAAACAGCAACAGUAGGGCUUGAUCACUAUCUGAAGCACAAAGAAGGGCAAUAUCCAAAGCAGGUGCUUGAACAUGAAAGAUCUAAAGCCAAAAAUUCAAUAUCCAAGAAUGCUACUAAAUUCAAAAGGGAAAUAACAAUGCCAGAGAUUGAGAACAGAGAAGAUAAAUCUGCCUCUGAAAAUGCUAAAGCCCUGAAACGCGUGUUUAAGCCCAAGACGAAGUCAAUGAAAGAAGAAAAGUGGAAAAACAAAGCAUUGCAUGGCCAGUAUCCAAAGAUCCUAGAGAAGCCUCAUGUAGACACAGUCACCACCAACAAAUGGUUGUCAAGUAAUUUGAAAGGAGAAACAGAGGGUCUACUUGUAGCAGCAGUUUUUUUCUUG